This is a messenger RNA of Gadus morhua (Atlantic cod), 2121 nucleotides long. It is a transcript of the gene aldh6a1, whose product is annotated as aldehyde dehydrogenase 6 family, member A1. Gene Ontology annotation, cellular component: mitochondrion. Gene Ontology annotation, biological process: thymine catabolic process; L-valine catabolic process. The record is from RefSeq and is a predicted model, not a curated record. The transcript is spliced from 12 exons. Bases 184 to 1761 code for a protein of 525 amino acids. Lineage: Eukaryota; Metazoa; Chordata; Actinopteri; Gadiformes; Gadidae. Gene Ontology annotation, molecular function: methylmalonate-semialdehyde dehydrogenase (acylating, NAD+) activity.
CCAAUAAGACUACUAUGUAAACAGGCGUGCUCACAUGAAACGAAUCAAGGGCCACAGCAUGGUUUAGAUCCCGCCUACUAAUGAACUGCGUGUGUGUCAAGGAGUGCAUUGAAUCCUGUUUACCACAGUUCCACCUGGGGGGUCUGUCAAAUUAUUGUGGUAGUAACAAAAAGUAUUUCGAACAUGGCUGCCACUGCAAUGAGAUCAAUGUUGAAGAAAAGGGUUCCCCUCGGAGUUGCCCAUCAGUGCUACUACUCUUCAGUGCCCACCACCAAGCUGUUCAUUGAUGGGAAAUUUGUAGAAUCCACAACGUCAGAAUGGCUCGAUAUUCACAAUCCUGCGACCAACGAGGUGAUUUCCCGCGUCCCCAAAGCCACCCAGGAGGAGAUGCUGGCCGCGGUGGACUCCUGCUCCAGGGCCUUCCGCCCCUGGUCAGAGACCUCCAUCUUGGCGCGGCAGCAGGUCUUUCUGCGCUAUCAGCAGCUUAUCAAGGACAAUAUUAAAGAGCUGGCCAAGUCGAUAACAUUGGAACAGGGAAAGACCCUGGCUGAUGCAGAGGGCGAUGUGUUCAGAGGAUUGCAGGUGGUGGAGCACACAUGCAGCAUCACCUCCCUGAUGCUGGGCGAGACGCUACCCUCGCUCACCAAGGACAUGGACACGUACACCUUCCGCCUGCCCAUCGGCGUGUGCGCCGGCAUCGCCCCCUUCAACUUCCCCGCCAUGAUCCCGCUGUGGAUGUUCCCGGUGGGGCUGGUGUGCGGCAACACCUACCUGCUGAAGCCCUCGGAGCGCGUGCCCGGCUGCGCCAUGCUCCUCGCCAAGCUGCUGCAGGACGCCGGCGCCCCCGACGGCACGCUGAACAUCAUCCACGGCCAGCACGACGCUGUAAACUUCAUUUGUGAUGAUCCUGCCAUCAAGGCAAUCAGCUUUGUGGGCUCAAACCAAGCAGGAGAAUACAUAUAUGAAAGAGGAUCAAGAAAUGGAAAGAGGGUUCAGUCUAACAUGGGAGCCAAGAAUCAUGGCGUGGUGAUGCCCGACGCCAACAAGGAGAACACCCUCAAUCAGCUUGUGGGCGCCGCCUUCGGGGCGGCCGGGCAGCGCUGCAUGGCCCUCUCCACCGCCAUUUUGGUGGGCGAGGCGCGGAGCUGGCUGCCGGAGCUGGUGGAGCGAUCCAAGGCGCUGCGCGUCAACGCAGGAGACCAGCCCGGUGCAGACGUGGGGCCGCUGAUCUCCCCCCAGGCUAAGGAGAGGGUGAACGGUCUGAUCCAGAGCGGCCUGGACGAGGGCGCCUCUCUGCUGCUGGACGGCAGGAACGUCCACGUCAAGGGUUACGAGAACGGCAACUUUGUGGGACCUACAAUCAUCGGCAAUGUUACGCCCCAGAUGAAGUGCUACACAGAGGAGAUCUUCGGGCCCGUGCUGGUCGUGCUGGAGGUGGAGACCCUGGACGACGCCAUCAGCAUGGUGAACAACAACCCCUACGGCAACGGCACCGCCAUCUUCACCACCAACGGUGCUACAGCGCGCAAAUACACUCACGAGGUGGACGUCGGCCAGGUUGGAGUGAAUGUUCCCAUCCCGGUUCCGCUGCCAAUGUUUUCGUUCACUGGGUCAAGAGGAUCUUUCCGAGGGGACACUAACUUCUAUGGAAAACAAGGAAUUCAAUUCUACACACAAAUCAAGACCGUCACCUCGCAGUGGAAGGCUGAAGACGCCACACUAAAGAGUCCUGCAGUUACCAUGCCAACCAUGGGGCGAUAAAUGGCUAGCAGCGAGCCUGUCUGGUGUCUUGUGAAUUCAAAUGUGAAAAUUACUAAUAAUUCCCUUAUCUCACACGUUAGAAAACGUAAAAAAUGUGUGCCGAAGACACAAUAUUAAAGCAUUUCCCCUUAAUGAUGAUAUUCAGAAAAAACUUUUAAUAUAUUUAUAAUUAUUUCCCUUCUGUGAAGAUUUUCUACUGAUUGUCGUAUGUGUGUUCCCCGUCUUGUCUACAAAAUAUACUAAUAACAUCGGAAUCAGAAUGAAAACCAUGCCUAAAGUGAAUGAACAAAGGUGGAUAGAAGUGGAUUUCAUAAAAUGUUGACCAAUGUUUGUUUGGGAAAAUAAACAUCCCUGUCCUAA